AUGUCGAUUAAUAUCGUGAACGCUUCGAUAGAAAAACUCGUACUCAAUAUAACUAAAAAACAGCCAGAGACGGAUGAUUAUAAAAAAGAUGUAAAAUACGUGCAUUCAUCGUUUAAAUUCGGCAAAUUUGGAAGCACCAGUCAAAAAGAUGUAUUAAAAAAAUAUAAUGGAUUAGCCGAAAAAUUUCGGAUACACGCACAAGGAACCAAAGCAGAAUUUUUAGAAAAAUAUGUUUCUUCGCUUAUGCAACGUCCGAUGGUAGAAGGGUCGAUUCAACCUCAUACGCGCUACGAUAUUCUCUGUUUACUUUUAAAUUUAUCGGAUUCUCCACUCUCCACUAAAUAUAGCCCAAUUAUUAAAGUAAAAAAGCCUGAUCAACCGCAGUGGAUAAGAGCAAGAUUAGGCGAUAGGGCUGUUAAUUUUCAAAAUGGCCGAAAUCAGAAUCUGAUUCCUGAGACGUCACAGAAUGUGGUACAACAAGAUGGUGUUGAAGAAACGCCGGAUCAGAACUUAAAUUAUGACAUUGUUCAGGAAUUACUAUCUAACCAGUAUUGGAGGCCAAAUUACCGUAAUCAACCGCUUGAUUCCAAGUUUGAUGCGAAUGAUGCAAGUACUUUUGCCCCAUCACUUGCGCAAUACCGUAGUCAAGAUGAAAGAUAUCUUUUUUAUGAUCCAACCAGACUAAAAUACAUCACAGAGCUUGACGCUAUACGUGAGGUUUUGUUCAUGUUAUCUGGACGUCCGAGCUUUCUUUUUUGCAAAGAUACAAAUGGAAAAUUCCAGGUCCAGCUUAAUGCAGUGUUAAUGCAUUUAACUGAAGGUGGACUUAAAGCCUUGUUAGAAUAUUUUUGUGAAUAUGGAAAUUUCUUGGUCAAGUUGAGAAUAGUUGCCACUAGGAUAAGUACAGAAUCUCGCCCAACUUAUGGACAAACUGCCCAGGCUUUUGCUGCAUCCAUCCUCAAGAUGGUUUGGAAAUUUGACAAAUCAUUGUCUGACAUAGAAUCAAAGUAUCAGAUUAAUAAGUCUGUAUCUCAAGAUCAAGACACGUAUAUUUCCCUUUUACAGCUUCGAAAUCAUAUUUCCCUACAUUUAUAUGAAUUUAAGAUCGUUUACGAUUUUUUUGAAAAGCAUCUUUCACAUGACUUUCCUAAUAGGUUGUUUGAUAUUUCUGAUCAAGAUCAGUCAGAUGUCCCUGCUUCAACACGCCUUUACUCAUCUUGUAAAAUUGCAUAUAAAAUAUUAUCUGGGUUAUUUAAUGAAGUUGUUCAUCACCAGAUAUCAGGAAAUAAAAAUAUAUUUAUCAUGUUGGGAGGACACCUUGAUAAUUCGCUUGUACCUUAUAUUCGUAUGAUUGAUGAAUGGAUUUGUACAGGAACAUUAAAUGAUCCAGAAGAUGAAUUUUUUUUUGUAAGAUCUCAAACGAUGAAGAACACAUCGUCACAGUACUGGCAGGAAAUGUAUAAGAUUCGAGAGACUUGUAUUAUGAUUGAUAAUGUUGAAUCGGUCCAGUCAUUAUCGCCACCUUUUUUGGAACCUUUGAUAGGUCGCAUUUUGUUCUGUGGGAAAGCACAAAAUUUACUAAUGUCCUUAAAAACAAGAAAGGUAGAUAUUAGAGAAUAUAUGUUGUCUCUACAACAUAAUUCUAAGGAAUUAGCUCUCGAUAUAGAGUCGUUACGUUUAUUCGAUAAUAAAAUUAAUCACAAGUUGUCAGUGGAAAAUACCUCAGCUAAUGGAAUUGAUUGUAAACUACUAGAAAUGGAGAGUCUCUCUGAUUUUAAUGGCAUUAUCGAUGCUUUCCCUAAGACAAUAUCAUCCUUGUUUCCUCUUUGGCAAUCAUCAACAGAAAAGGAAGAGAAUGUGAAAAUGGAAUCAAAAGAAAUAAAUAAUAUGCUUAUUUUUCAACCUUUUAAUGAGCGAUUAAAAGAACGGUUUGAGGGCUAUAUUCAGCCCAGAUAUGAACGAAUCGGUCGGCAACUUUAUGAUACAUUAGUUGAAAAAUGUCGGUUAUGGAAGCAUUUACGUUCUCUUGCAGGGAUAUAUUUCAUGCAACAAGGGGAAUCAAUGCACCUACUAUGUGACGUUUUAUUUGAGAGGAUAGAUAAAAAACAAAUGUGGUAUGAUAGAUAUAUCCUCAAUGAUAUUUUUCUGAAUACGGUGAGGAAAUGGAAAUGGUUGGAUGGAGGUUUGGUCAGCGCGUGGAUAGACGACGUACCUGGAAAAAGGCCUGACAUUACCACUGUUAAAGUAUUUGAAAAAAUUGUUAUUGAGUAUCGAAUACCAUGGCCUAUUAACAACAUAAUACAAAGUAGAACUCUACAAUACUAUAAGCGCAUAGUGGUUUUUUUACUCCAAGUGAAGCGAGCCAAGUAUCUUUUGGAGCGGUUAUCGUUUUCGCGCUUAAAUAGAGACAAUGAAAUGACAGAAAAAACAACCGCCAUGGUCUCGUUUUAUGGAGUUAGAAUUAAAUUGAUAUGGUUUUUGAAUACAAUAUGGGAUUAUGCGAUGAGAAAUAUACUGCUCUCGGAAACGGAAAAGUUUUACAAGAAAUUAGAAAAAGUUUUUGAUGUUGAUGAGAUGGUUUCCUUGCACAACUAUUAUAUUAAUGCCGUACAUGAUCGAUGCUUGCUCAGUGAUAAGACAAUUCCUAUUCAUAAAUCUAUAUUAGAUGUUCUCGAUUUGGCGAUUCAGUUCAGUACACUUUACACACAUUAUCAAGGAGAAAAUGUGUCUUUUUAUGAUCACUCACGUGAUGAUAAAUCAAAGAAAGAUGAAAAUGCUUCAGAUUCUGACUCUGACACAUUCUUAACAGACGAUGAUGAUGACAUAAACGGCAUUGAACCCAUUAUACCUGAACAAGUGGAUCAUGAAACGUUUCUCGAAGGUUUAAGUAGAAUUGAUAAAGAGUUUAAUAGAAAUAAAGAGUUUAUAAGUAAUUCUGUUCAGAUAAUUGCUCGAGUUGGUGGAUUCUGGUGGUUCGAUGCCUUGGCAUUAGCACUAGGCUAA
Molecule: messenger RNA, 3003 nt
Organism: Cetraspora pellucida
Lineage: Eukaryota; Fungi; Glomeromycota; Glomeromycetes; Diversisporales; Gigasporaceae
Source: the annotation of a GenBank genome assembly